Messenger RNA from Fonsecaea monophora, 1491 nucleotides. Its product is annotated as aldehyde dehydrogenase. The coding region runs from base 1 to 1491 and encodes 496 amino acids. Gene Ontology annotation, molecular function: aldehyde dehydrogenase (NAD+) activity. The record is from RefSeq and is a predicted model, not a curated record. NCBI's taxonomy places the organism in Eukaryota, Fungi, Ascomycota, Eurotiomycetes, Chaetothyriales, Herpotrichiellaceae. The transcript has 2 exons.
AUGUCUCUGACAGCAAAGAUCGAGACCCCUAGCAUCACGUACGAGCAGCCGCUGGGCUUGUACAUCGAUGGCAAGUGGGUGAAGGGUGUUGAGGGCAAGACCUUUGAGACCAUCAACCCCUCGAACGAGAAGCCCAUUAUCGCCGUCCACGAGGCCGGUCCCGAGGAUGUCGACCUUGCCGUCAAGGCCGCCCGCAAGGCUUUCAAUGGCGUUUGGGCCCAGACGCUCCCCAGUGUGCGCGGCCAGAUGCUGUGCAAAUUGGCCGACCUCUUCGACGAGUACUCGGAUACCCUAGCUGCGAUUGAAGCUUUGGACAACGGCAAGGCCCUGUCCAUGGCCAAGGUCGACGUUCAGCUGUCUUCGGGCUGCUUGAGAUACUACGGUGGAUGGGCAGACAAGAUCCACGGCAAGACCAUCGACACAGACCCAGAGACAUUCAACUACACCAGACAUGAAGCCAUCGGUGUCUGCGGUCAGAUCAUCCCAUGGAACUUUCCUCUUCUCAUGUGGUCCUGGAAGAUUGGCCCUGCGAUCGCUACCGGUAACACUGUUGUCCUAAAGACUGCUGAGCAGACCCCUCUCUCUGGCCUGUUCGCCGCCACUCUCUGCGAGAAGGCCGGCAUUCCUGCCGGUGUUAUCAAUAUCCUCUCCGGCUUCGGCAAGACUGCUGGUGCCGCCAUCGCCUCCCACAUGGACAUUGACAAGGUCGCCUUCACUGGCUCGACCGUUGUCGGCCGCACCAUCCUACAAGCCGCUGCCAAGUCGAACCUGAAGAAGGUCACUCUCGAGCUGGGCGGCAAGUCGCCCAACAUUGUCUUCAACGACGCCAACAUCGAGGACGCCAUCUCGUGGGUCAACUUUGGUAUCUUCUUCAACCACGGCCAGUGCUGCUGCGCCGGCUCGCGUGUCUACGUCCAAUCGGGUGUCUAUGACAAGUUCAUCCAGGCAUUCAAGGAGCGGACGGCCAAGAACGUCGUCGGCGACCCAUUCAAGGCCGACACCUUCCAGGGUCCUCAGGUCAGCAAGCUCCAAUUCGACCGGAUCAUGAACUACAUCCAGUCCGGUAAAGAGGCUGGUGCCAAGGUUGAGACUGGUGGUGAGCGCCACGGCGAGGAGGGCUACUUCAUCCAACCCACCAUCUUCUCCAACGUCAGCGAGGACAUGAAGAUCAUGCAAGAAGAGAUCUUUGGUCCUGUCUGCGCCAUCAGCAAGUUCGAGACUGAAGAAGAGGUGAUCCGACUCGGCAACGAGACCACCUACGGCCUCGCCGCUGCCGUGCACACCACUAACCUCAACACUGCUAUCCGCGUUGCCAACGCCCUCAAGGCCGGCACCGUCUGGGUCAACAACUACAACAUGCUCAGCUACCAGGUGCCCUUCGGUGGCUUCAAGGAGUCUGGUAUUGGCCGUGAGCUCGGCAAGUAUGCUCUGUCCAACUACACUCAAGUCAAGUCUGUGAGAGUCCGACUUGGCGGUGCUCUCUUUGGUUAA